Molecule: messenger RNA, 1194 nt
Organism: Durotheca rogersii
Lineage: Eukaryota; Fungi; Ascomycota; Sordariomycetes; Xylariales; Xylariaceae
Product: RNA ligase/cyclic nucleotide phosphodiesterase
Exons: 4
Coding region: 1-1194 (397 amino acids)
Source: RefSeq, a predicted model, not a curated record
AUGGGGUCCGCUCUCGAGUCGACAGACGUCAGGAACAAGCUGGAGGACCUCUCCGGCGUGGUUCCGAAGCCGGGCGAGAACCCGUACGAUGCCCUGAUCGAGGCCUGCGACGACGACCCGGCGAAAAUCCAGGAGCUCUACGCGGCGCACCGCGCCAGACGCAACGCGCAGCAGCGGGCAAGGUUUCUCUCGCCCGACUUCACGGAGCUGAUCAUCGACCCGUACCUGCUCCGGCUGGAGAACCCGGCGAUAGAACCCGGUUUUGUACGUCCGACCCCCUUUCCCCGCACACGUGUCCCCCCGUCCCGGACCAGGAGCCGGGGGGCCACCCACCCGCGAUACCCCGCAGCUCGUGGCCCUCAGCCUGCUAACGCGCGGCAGGAAGACCGGAGGCACUGCAUGACGGUGUGGGCACGGCCUCCGAACCACGUGCUCGAGCUGGCCGAGGAGGUCCAGCGACGGCUCCGGGCCGCCGCGCCGCAUGUCUGGCUCAUGCCCGCCUACCGGAUGCACAUGACGACGCUGGAGCUCGCGUUCUCGCGGACGGCGGCCGAGAUCAGCGCGCUGCUGGCCGCGCUCGGGCGCGACGCCGUGCGCGCGCUGGCGGACUACACCGCGACGCCGGCGCGGCGGCGCGCCCCCGCCCGCCUCGUCCGCCCCUUCGUCUCGUACGACCUGUCGGCCUUCGCGCUGUCCUUCGUGCCCGCCUCGGGCCACGAGCCCCGCGCCUCGCCGCCGCCCGCCCAGCCCGGGCCCCUCGACGACGAACACGACGACCACCACGAGGGAGAGCCGAUCCAGGAGCCAGGCCAGCCCCCCCGCCCCGACCGCUACACCUACCACCACCUGCGCCGCGACCUCUGGGCCCGCGCCCGCGCCGCCGGCGUCGCCGUCGACUCGCGCUACGUCGUGCCGAGCGCCCACGUGACGCUGGGGCGGUAUCUCGGCGACGCCGACCACGCGACUGCGGCGCAGCGGCGGCGCUGGGUCGACGCCAUCGACGAGGUCAACCGCUGGCUCGAGGGCGAGGUGUGGGCUGUCGCUGCGGCACCGCCAGGGGGUGCUUCCCCCGCCGCGCCGCGCCGGCGGUUCGUCGGCGAGUGGAUCGUUGGGCAGGAGAAGGGGUUCGACGUCCGCGUCGGCACGCUGUGGUACGGCGGCGGCCGCACCGUGCUCCUGGGCGAGGGCUUCUGA